Molecule: messenger RNA, 1584 nt
Organism: Prorocentrum cordatum
Lineage: Eukaryota; Dinophyceae; Prorocentrales; Prorocentraceae
Source: the annotation of a GenBank genome assembly
AUGCUGCCGCUGGAGAACGUGGCCACGCCCCUGCAGUCGGCGGACAACGCUGCCGCCUCGACUGCGCCCCGGCGAUCCCGGGCCUGCCAGUUCGGCGGCGCGCUCCUGCUCGCGUACGGCGCGCUGAAUGCCUGCAUCUGGAAGAAGUUCACGCCCGUCUACACGGCGACGGAGUGCGGAGACCAGCGCGCCGUCCUGGACGAGCUGUCGCUCGGCGCCAGCAGCAUCGAGAUGAGCAUGCAGAUCGAGGUGACCUGCACGAAUCCCAAUCCAUACGGUAUCGAGAUAUUAACGUCAACGCCUGGCAGGGUCUUCGUAAAGCUGGGCGAGAUGAGGAUGCAGAUCGGCGACCUGAAGGUGAUACCUGGGUCCAGCCUGCCGGAGCAGGGCACCGGAACGAUCAGGGUGCGGAUGGACGCCAAGCUGUCGGGCGAGCAGGCGGACGCACUGCUCCCGCACUUCCUGGAGGAUUCGGCGGUGCCCAUGCUGAUGGAGCCCAUGGGCAAGGAUGCCGCCAAAGGCUACCUUUCUUGCUCAAGUUGCCGCUACCGCUGGAACUGGAAGUCGCGAGAGCACUGCUUCUCCUGUGGCAAUGCGCUGGUCCCCUCGCCGCCGCCGCCGUGGCGCCAGGCCAAAGGAGUUUGGUCGCCAGGUGGUGAGGGUGGUGGCCAGCAAGGGCCCGCGCAUCCGCCAGGGACCUGGGCACCCAGCCGCCUGGAGGCACCGCGGGUCUCGACGCCACCACAGCGAGGGGCGGGCCAGCAGCCGACAAUGGCUGAGCUCCUCACGCAGCCCCAGCAGCAUGUCAAGGCUGACGCAGGAGCGCAGGAGCUGCAGGCCCUGGUCAAAGUGGUGGCUCCGCCCGCGCCUGCGCAGCCAGCCCGCCAGCCGCUGCUGGAGGAGACCAUCAGCGCGGAAGGCGUGGCGUGCAGGAGGGCGGAGAAGGCCUUGGAGCACGCGGUCCACCAGGAGGACGAGGCGCGGCGCUGGCUGGCGGAGUGCAGCCAGCGGGCCCAGGAGGCGGCUGUCUGGGCGGUGCAGGCCAAGACUGCUUGGCAAGAGGAGCUCAAGGCCGAGUUGCAGAAGGCCCGCGGCUCGGCGCCUGGGGCGGGGCCUCCGCCUGAGGCGGUGCAUGUGCCGACGGGCUCCCAGAUCAACCUGUCGCAGCUUGAGAUCGAAAUCGAAGACGAGGACAAGCAGCGGUGGCUUGCCCUCAAGAGCAACAUGGCGGCUGAGAUCCAGAAGGCAAUCGUGGCUGCCAUCGGGCCCAGCGCCGACAACAUUCAGCGGCUCAGGGCGGAAGCCAGGGACAUGCGGAAACGCUUGUCGGCCAAGCGUGCCCGCCAGUCCGACAGUGGCGAUGGCACCGGCGCCGCCGCAGCCUCCCAGCCUGGAACGCCACCCCCAGCGGCGCCUGUGGCUCCUCCUGCGGCUGGUGCUGCCGCUUCUGGUGCUGAGCCUGCAGGGCCUGGGUCGGCCACGACACCCACAGGGAGGGCCGACACCCCCAGCGCCCAGGAGCUGCAAGCUGCUGUCGACGCGGCCAGAGCCAAGCUGGCCGAAGGCGGUGGGUCGGGCCUCUAG